AUGAAAUAUGAAUUCUUGAGAAGGUACCUUUGUCUAAUUGAUUAUUAUGAAUCUCAAAUUAGUCAGAUUAAAAAGGAGCUGAGUAAGUUGAACCAAUUUAUUUUUCCCAAUAGGCAAUAUAAAAAAGAUGAAGACGAGGUGCAGAGAGAAGUAAAAAACAAUGAAGAGUUCUUAAAUCUAGAUGCUACUCCUAAUUACAAAGCACUGCUCACGUCUUUCCAGAAGCAACUCACUGAAACAAAAGCCAAGAACGAACAGCUUUUGCUUGAAAAUAUAAAUCUCAAAAAAGAUUUGGAAAUAAGGCCAACUGCACAGGAAUUAAAAUUUUACAAGCACCAAGUGAAGAAACUACAGAAAACUUUAAAGAAAACUAGCCAAUUUUCAGGGAGCAGGACUGGAGAAAAAAAAGAAGAAAAGAAAGACUCUGGGAAAAUUGCAGGAGUGGAUCAGCUGCAGGCAGCUUGCCAGCAAUACUUGCAGGUUUUGUCCCGUAUUGAUUCUAUUUUGCAAAGCCCAAGAGCUCCUCCAUUAAUAUUCUGGCCCAGCAAAGGGCCAGUGCAAAAUUACAUGAAAGAGAAUGGACAGGGAUGUGGAUUUGAGCACCUUCCACUCACUAUAGAAAUGUGGGCAGAUCAGCUCAUAGCCCUAAAGGAUUUGCAUAGGUCCUUGAGAAAACUGUCUCUGGAAUUGCUGCCUUGGAACACUAAAGAUCCACUGGAAAACAGAGAAUCCAUACGAGUUGAAGACCUCCAGUUGAUAGUAGAUGCAAUUUUGGAAGAAUUAGAACACAAGGAAAAGGACAGCCAGACACAGUCCUUGCAAACCCUGUCUGCCAUAGUCUCUCACUUCCAGAAGUUGUUUGAUGUGAAUUCACUGAGUGGUGUUUAUCCACGAAUGAAUGAGGUUUACACAAAGCUGGGGGAAAUGACCAAUGCCAUGAGGAAUCUCCAUGAGCUCCUGGAACUAGACAGUUCAGCUCCACCCACUGUGGUAGUGGAUACUGUUGGGAAACUGUGUGACAUCAUUAAUAAGAACGUGACUGAGCAGGUACAGCGGCUUCUGGGCACCCAAGACAUCCACAGUAUCAUCAAUAAGCUUGAAGAACAUGAGUGCUUCUUUCCACCCUUUCAAGCUCUCAUUCAAGAUUUGCUGUGUCUUCUAGAGAUCAGUAAUGUGGAUGAUAUUUUACCUGCAGUGCAACACCUGAAAUGGGGAGCUGGUUAGGGGUGACUCUGCUCUUCCUGACCAAGAUUUCUCUUACCUGUGAAUGUAUCUGUUGAUGCACAUGACAUUGCAGCUACCUCCAAGCACUGUUAUCCCAAGCAAUUCCAGAUUUUUUAACAUAAAUAAAAGAUACUGCA
This is a messenger RNA of Cinclus cinclus, 1361 nucleotides long. RefSeq names its product centrosomal protein of 70 kDa-like. Gene Ontology annotation, cellular component: centrosome. The record is from RefSeq and is a predicted model, not a curated record. The transcript is spliced from 12 exons. The coding region runs from base 1 to 1224 and encodes 407 amino acids. Gene Ontology annotation, molecular function: gamma-tubulin binding. Lineage: Eukaryota; Metazoa; Chordata; Aves; Passeriformes; Cinclidae. Gene Ontology annotation, biological process: cilium assembly; regulation of microtubule cytoskeleton organization.